Messenger RNA from Capsicum annuum, 2386 nucleotides. RefSeq names its product S-type anion channel SLAH2-like. Lineage: Eukaryota; Viridiplantae; Streptophyta; Magnoliopsida; Solanales; Solanaceae. Gene Ontology annotation, molecular function: voltage-gated monoatomic anion channel activity. Gene Ontology annotation, biological process: intracellular monoatomic ion homeostasis; transmembrane transport. The transcript is spliced from 5 exons. The record is from RefSeq and is a predicted model, not a curated record. Gene Ontology annotation, cellular component: membrane. The coding region runs from base 291 to 2126 and encodes 611 amino acids.
UUCUUUCGCUGGCAGACUCGUGUUCUUUUUUCUCAACAAAUUUUGGUCCUUCCAAAGUUCUCCAUUAAUCUAGUCUUCCUAUAUCUAUGUUCCCACUUUCAUCCCCCUCCAAAAAAAUAAAAAAGGAGAAGAUCUUUUGAGUGCCACAAUUUGGAUCUUUAAUCAGUAUCAAUACUGUAGACUCUGGAAAGUUGCUUAGAAAUUGACAUAAAAAUCUCAUACUCCUAUUGGAUUAUUGCAUUGUCUGCAUUUAAGCAACAUAACAUUUUAGAAAGGUGUAUUAAAUAAAGAUGGGAACAAGUGAACAAAUUCAUCCUGCAAACGAACCUUCAUCAGAAGGACUUCCAUCACUUAUCAGAUUCAUCAGUUCUGAAAUGGACCAUGAUUUUGAUAGCAUAGUCAAUGACCAUAUUAAUAAUCUGUCUGCACCUGCACUGGAUUCUUACUCUCCAAACUCAUCAAUUAUGGUAUCUGAAGCUGCUGCUGAGCGCGAGAGCAAUAGAAUUCAUUCAGUUUCCAUUAGCAUGCCACCCACUCCAAAAAGAGUUGGCUUCACCGAUAACAAUGAGACUAUAGAUGCUCCUGAUUCUGCUGCUGCUACAUCAAAAGAUAAGAAAACAAGGUUCUAUUCUCAGCCUAUGCCAAGUGCUACUACAACUGAAUCUUCAGCUGGAGCUCCUGCAAGCGGCGAACUUCCUAGGCAUCCCAGGAUUAGCAAGCUGAAGGAUAAAAGAUUUGACAGUUUCAAAACAUGGUCUGGUAGGCUUGAGAGACAAUUAUCAAAUUUGCGCGGAAAUAAAAUUCAGGAAAUAGAACAAGAGUCCGUCUCUCAGCCCACUGCUGAACCGCAGCCUAAUACUCCUAUUAAUAUUCCUGUGGACCGAUUUUUUGAUGCCUUGGAGGGGCCAGAACUUGAUAAGCUAAGGGCUUCUGAGGAAAGUAUUCUUCCAGAGGACAAGACGUGGCCAUUUCUACUACGUUACCCUAUUUCAUCAUUUGGUAUCAUUCUUGGUGUUAGCAGCCAAGCUAUAAUGUGGAAAGCCUUAGCCACUUCUGCCUCGACCAAAUUCCUCCACAUAAGCAUGGACGUAAACCUUGUGCUCUGGUGGAUCUCUAUUGUCCUGAUGGCCAUUGUUACUUUCGCGUAUGUGCUGAAAAUCAUUUUCUACUUUGAAGCAGUACGUAGGGAGUACUACCACCCGAUACGUGUUAAUUUCUUCUUUGCUCCAUGGAUAGCACUCCUAUUCUUAGCACUUGGACUUCCACCUUCUGUCUAUCAAAGCCUUCCUCAUGCUUUAUGGUAUGUCCUUAUGAUCCCAUUCUUAUGUUUGGAGCUCAAGAUUUACGGGCAAUGGAUGUCUGGUGGUCAACGAAGGCUCUCAAAGGUAGCCAAUCCAUCAAAUCAUCUGUCAGUUGUGGGGAAUUUCGUUGGUUCCUUGCUUGGUGCAUCCAUGGGACUAAAAGAAGGGCCAAUUUUCUUCUUUGCUGUUGGAUUGGCUCAUUACACUGUUCUGUUUGUAACUCUCUACCAAAGACUUCCAACAAAUGAGACACUUCCAAAGGAGCUACAUCCUGUGUUCUUUCUAUUUGUCGCUGCCCCUAGUGUUGCUUCUAUGGCAUGGGCAAAUAUCCAAGGGUCCUUUGAUUUUGGUGCUCGGAUCGCAUACUUCAUUGCCUUGUUCCUUUACUUCUCACUGGCUGUUCGCAUUAAUUUCUUCCGAGGCUUCAGGUUUUCAUUGGCUUGGUGGGCUUACACUUUUCCGAUGACCGGAGCUGCUAUAGCCACCAUCAGAUACUCAAACAUGGUUAACACGGUUGUGACAAAGUCUCUGGUCGUCAUACUUUGCAUCAUUUCUACACUUACAGUGACAGGACUGCUUGUGACAACCAUCAUUCAUGCUUUUGUUCUAAGAGACCUCUUUCCAAAUGACAUUUCUAUUGCAAUUAGCGACAGGAAGCCUAAAACACAUCGCCGAUGGUACCAUCAUAGACGAGCUGGAAGCACGGACAUAGAUCAAUUCCUUAAGUAUGCCGAUUCUGCUGAAGCCAAAGAUAUCGAAGCAGCUCUCUCUGGCAACAUAGAGUUACAAAGCACCGCUGCUCCAAAAGAAGUUAGCCAAGAUUGACUCGUUCUGUUCGAUGAUCCUGUAUUAAAAUUGCUUGUAAAGCCUUAAGCUUUUAGUCAAGUGAGGAACACCAAAAGUUCGGUGAUCCUAUGAACUUGAUAUAGGUGAAGGCACAUGAAGAGUCUUGUAAAAAGAAGUGAAGCACUACGAGAGAUGCAAGGGGACGAAUGUUGUUCCACGUUUGAAAAGUUUUCCUUUUUUGUAUAAAGUGUUUGAGAUGAGUAACUAUAAUAAAAGGGUCCUUAAUAUUUUUCUUCGCC